Messenger RNA from Condylura cristata (star-nosed mole), 3419 nucleotides. It is a transcript of the gene ZNF606, whose product is annotated as zinc finger protein 606. The transcript is spliced from 5 exons. NCBI's taxonomy places the organism in Eukaryota, Metazoa, Chordata, Mammalia, Eulipotyphla, Talpidae. Bases 1 to 2349 code for a protein of 782 amino acids. Gene Ontology annotation, biological process: negative regulation of transcription by RNA polymerase II. The record is from RefSeq and is a predicted model, not a curated record. Gene Ontology annotation, molecular function: DNA-binding transcription repressor activity, RNA polymerase II-specific.
AUGGCUCCGGCCCCCACAGGGGUGAGGGCAACUUCCCUGGACGCUCCGUGUCCCCCGGCCCCUGCGCAGUCCCUGGAGGGGGGCCUUGAGGAGGGGAGCCCCGAGGACGCGGGCCGGGACCCCGCGGCGCAGGCGCAGGCGCCAGUGACCUUCCGGGACGUGGCCGUGGACUUCACGCUGGAGGAGUGGGGGCGGCUGGACCCGGCGCAGCGCGCCCUGUACCGCGAUGUGACGCUGGAGACCUUCGGGCACCUGCUGUCCCUGGGGCACGAGGUCGCCAAGCCCGAGGUCAUCGCCCUGCUGGAGCGAGGAGAGGAGCCGUGGCCAACGCAGCGGGCGCGUCCUCCUGGCACACACCCAGAGUGGACGAACAAUCUUGAAAGCAAAGCACUGGUCCCGGCUCAGAACAUUCUGGAAGAAGAGCAGCCGCACAGCAUGCAGCUGGAAAGAUGCCUCUGGGGUGACCCUUGGUUCUCUAGGCUGGAAGUUUUGGGAUGUAAAGAUCAGUUAGGCUUGUACCACAUGAACCAGGCUACAGCCUGGAGGCAGAUGGUGUUCAUGCAGAAGCAUGUGCUGUCUCAGACAGGCCCUGGCAUCUAUGAACUCGGAGCAGAACGUAGUCAGACUGUGAACUCCAUUCCUUUGCAGAGAGUUUCUCAGGUAGAACAUUUCUGUAAGCCUGAGCUAAAUGGUGACAGCUGGAGAUGCGAUUCAGCCAUAAUGUACACAGACAGUCUCACCUGUCAAAGCGAUGGUGGCGACCCUGCCCUUUACCAGACCCUGUCGCCCACGCUCCCGGCGAGAGUGCAGGCUGGAGAUAACCUCUUCAGAUGUCCUGAUGCUGUUAAAUCCUUCAAUCAUAUACUGCGUUUCGGUAAUCAUGAGGGAAUGCACACUGGAGAAAAACUCUACGAAUACAAGGAAUGCCACCAGAUCUUCAACCAGAGCCCCUCAUUUGGUGACCACCCGAGACGUCAUCUUGGAGAAGACCGGUAUGAUUACAAAGAAUAUGGGAACAUCUUUUAUUUCUCAUCUUUUAUGGAACAUCAAAAAAUUGGUACUGUAGAGAAAGCGUAUCAGUACGACGAGUGGGAGAAGGUCUUUGGCUAUGACUCCUUCCUGGCCCAGCACACCAGCACUUACAGCACAGAGAAGCCCUAUGCGUAUGAUGAAUGUGGGACCUCUUUCAUCUGGAGCUCCUACCUCAUCCAGCACAAGAAAACCCUUGCCGGAGAGAAGCCCUACACGUGUGAUAAGUGUGGGAAAGUUUUCAGGAACCGUUCGGCCCUUACUAAACAUGAACGGACUCACACUGGCAUCAAGCCGUACGAAUGUAAUAAGUGCGGAAAAGCCUUCAGCUGGAAUUCUCAUCUUAUUGUACAUAAGAGAAUUCAUACAGGAGAGAAACCUUACGUGUGUAACGAAUGUGGAAAAUCUUUCAACUGGAACUCCCACCUCAUUGGGCACCAGAGAACUCACACUGGCGAGAAACCUUUUGAAUGUACCGAAUGUGGCAAGUCCUUCAGCUGGAGCUCCCAUCUCAUUGCUCACAUGAGGAUGCAUACUGGGGAGAAACCCUUUAAAUGUGACGAAUGUGAAAAGGCAUUCAGGGACUACUCGGCCCUCAGCAAACACGAACGCACGCACUCUGGAGCAAAACCAUAUAAGUGUACUGAGUGUGGGAAGUCUUUCAGCUGGAGCUCCCACCUCAUUGCCCACCAGAGAACUCACACCGGAGAGAAACCCUACAACUGCCAGGAAUGUGGCAAAGCGUUCAGGGAACGGUCAGCCCUCACGAAACAUGAAAUAAUUCACUCUGGAAUUAAGCCCUAUGAAUGUAAUAAAUGUGGGAAAUCCUGCAGCCAGAUGGCUCACCUUGUGAGACAUCAAAGGACUCAUACUGGAGAAAAACCUUACGAAUGCAAUAAGUGUGGGAAAUCCUUCAGCCAGAGUUGUCACCUCGUUGCUCAUCGGAGAAUCCACACUGGUGAGAAACCCUAUAAGUGUAAUCAGUGCGAAAGGUCCUUUAAUUGUAGCUCUCACCUCAUUGCACACCGGAGAACUCAUACUGGAGAAAAACCAUAUAGAUGUAACGAGUGCGGGAAGGCCUUUAAUGAGAGCUCCUCCCUUAUAGUACAUUUGAGGAACCAUACUGGAGAGAAACCCUACAAAUGCAGUCAUUGUGAGAAAGCCUUCUGUAAGAAUUCCUCUCUCAUCAUUCACCAGAGAAUGCACAGCGGAGAGAAGCGCUUCAUCUGCAGCAACUGCGGCAAAGCCUUCAGCGGCCACUCGGCCCUGCUUCAACACCAGAGGAACCAUAGUGAGGACAAGCUCUGCGAACUGAAUUGAUGGGAGGUUUUUCUUUGAUUGUAGUUUGAUAAAUAUGGGGGGGGGUCCUGUAAGUAUAAUCCAGAGGGGAAGGUUUUAGUGAGAGUACAGGAAGACCUCCCUUCUUACCCUUAGAAAGUAUCGCCUUAGAAGACACCCACAAAUGAAUAGAGAAAAGCUUUUAGAAGUCAAGCCCUUAUUUAAUAUCGUAGCUAUAGUGGACAAAAUGCCAAGCUCCCUUCAUGAUCUCCCAGAAACCCUCCUUGAGGAAUGUGAGUGUAAUGAAAAUCGCUUAGCAAGAGAUCGCAACUUCGGACCAGAGCACUCUGUUGACAGAAACGUCCUAUGCUGGGGAUAUUUUAACGGGACUGCAGAUCUGUAUUAAGCCGGAGUAUGGGGUCGGGAACCUGACAGUGAUGUCUGUACAUAACAAUGAAACGACCGACUUGGCUAUUACAGAGGGACAGAUCUGGGCCCUUGCAGGGACAGGAUGGGGCAUUAAUGCCCAAUUUCAGGAAAAAAGUUCCUGCUGAUCAAGAAUCACCUCAGAAAGGAUUAGUCAGUGAGGUCACGCAUGCUGGGACGUUACUGUUACUGCUUAGAGGAGGACCCCAAAGGGCCGCCGGGCUUAUUGGUGCCCUGACCUCCGCAGUCAUGACUGCAUUGGUGGAUGCUGGAUGUGUGCUUCCUCCCGUGGUCACUGUGGUCACUGCUGUAGGUACUGUGUAUGUGUGCGGACGCAGCCAUGCAGGUGUAGACGCUAGAUAGUUGACUGUAAUGGAUGGGGCCUGGCAAGGCCAGUGGAGAAAUUAGCCCAGAUAACUGGUGUUCUAAGGGCUGGGUGCUUCAAAUGCUCUUCAGAUGUGACCUUGCUCUGUCCCUUAACUCCAGGAGGCAGGUUCGGUAACAGCCCAGUCCUACCAGAGGGUCAGGAGGUGCCAUGUGGGGCCAGGGCCCAGGGGAGGCUUUGCUGGGCAGUCAGGCCUGCGCCUUCCAGCCCAAGUUCGGCCCCAGCCUCUCCAGUGCUGUUUCCUUCCCGACACUUUAUCAAGUGUUUCUUUAGUAGAUAUUUGAUAAUAAAAAGCAAGAAA